This is a messenger RNA of Nymphalis io (European peacock), 1180 nucleotides long. It is a transcript of the gene Cks30A, whose product is annotated as cyclin-dependent kinases regulatory subunit. Bases 26 to 268 code for a protein of 80 amino acids. NCBI's taxonomy places the organism in Eukaryota, Metazoa, Arthropoda, Insecta, Lepidoptera, Nymphalidae. Gene Ontology annotation, cellular component: cyclin-dependent protein kinase holoenzyme complex; SCF ubiquitin ligase complex. Gene Ontology annotation, biological process: regulation of mitotic cell cycle. The transcript has 3 exons. The record is from RefSeq and is a predicted model, not a curated record. Gene Ontology annotation, molecular function: ubiquitin binding; protein kinase binding; cyclin-dependent protein serine/threonine kinase activator activity.
UAAAAUAUUUUUUGGUAAGAAGAAAAUGUCUAGGGAUAUAAUAUACUAUUCUGAAAAAUAUUAUGACGAGGAACACGAGUAUAGGCAUGUGGUGCUACCUAAAGAAAUGGUGAAAUUAGUGCCUAAGAAUCAUCUGAUGUCUGAACAGGAGUGGCGUGGUAUCGGUGUUCAACAAAGUCAAGGAUGGGUGCAUUAUAUGACACAUCAACCAGAGCCUCAUAUCCUGCUAUUCCGGCGAAAGAAGACAACUCCACCAGAAAAGAAGUAAGACUAGAGGCGAAAAAGGUUGUGAUAAAUGUAUUGUACAGUUUUGUCAUGAGAUUAAGACAUAAUUAACUAUAAUUUGACUCACACCAAGCCUCCAUAACACUCACUUUUCAUUUGACGUGAAUUUAUUUGGAAUAAUAUGUAGGUACUUAUUAUGUUCAAACUGAAUCUCUUACUUGAUAACCAAAUGUGCCUUAUAUAAGAUAUUUUUUGACAGAAAGAAAUGUGUAUUUCUGUAUAACACAUACUGUAUUUCACAGUUAAACUAAUUAUGACAAUGAAACACAUUUAAUCUUAGUUUAUACCAAUUAUUGCAAUGUCACUAGUAUGUAUUGAUUCACAGUAUUGAUUGGGUUUGUAUACCAUCCUUUGUUAAUUGCAGGAGUUAAGUGUUUACGAAAUUGUCAAAAUAUUUUGGAUUUUCAGUGCUGUGACAUUAAAAUCAUAUUUGUUCCUAGUUAGCUGUUUUUAAAUAAAAAUACUUCUAACUGCAGUGUACUGCCACAAUGUCAAAUUAUAUAAGUUUGUUAUGGGUAUAAUGAUCUUUAUUCCAUAUUCUUAAGUUGCAUCCUAAAUAAGUCAUUAAUAUUAAGCUCAUCGUUACUUUAUUUUCAAGGCAAGAAUUUCUUCUAUAAUAAACAAAGUAGUUCUUUUCUUUUAAAAUAGUAAUUAAUACAUGACAAUUUUAUUAUAAUUUUCUUUGUAUAGUAUUUUAAGAUUUGACCACCAAUUAUAAUAAUGCGUUUAUUUUUGGUAGCUUUUUAAUAUAGAUAGAUUUUUGUUUGACCAGCUUUGUCUAAAUCGAUAUAGGUUAUUUUUAAAUGUAUAUAAUGAAAUUGAAAUCAAUAAGAAGCACACUGUAUCAUAAUCGGGUGUUUGUAAAUUAAUGAAAUAAUGUUUGGUACAAAUAAAU